AUGGGCAGCGUUCAUGUACCACUAGUGCACCAUCUCCUUGAACGCGCACAAAUGGAACAACAAACACCUCGAGCAAUAGCUAUUCCAGAGAUUGCGGAUCUUAUCCUGGAACAGCUAGUCAUGGAGAGUGAGGAUUGGGGGCAGUGGCCUCUGAGCAAUUUCUAUAGGAAUACUCUUGCGAAGCUUGCAAGAACAUGCAAGAUCUUCCACGAGCCAGCAAUCAAGCGUCUCUGGAGGUGCAUAAUACCUGGCAUCGACCCAAUCUUCGACAUUUCCCCGAAAGAAGCUAUAUCUUGGGAUGUUCCAGGGAAAAUAGUAUGGGCCAGCGAGUAUAAAGCUGCGUUCGCCCGAGUGCAAUACUACACCCGUUUUGUGAGGAAGAUCACCUGGAGAGAUCGCCUAGAUAAAUUCCCUCAAAUCAGCCACCAGUCCAUUCGUUACCUCUAUGAACACGAGUACCUCCCCGGCCUGAAGUUGACAGCCAAACACUAUAAGUCCGCCCCCCAGGAAAACCUCCUGGGGGAUUCCCGCAGGCGCAGGAAGGGAACUCCCGCUCCCGCAGGAGAAUCCCCUGCAGGUGCAGGAGAGUUCACUGCCGGGGCAGGAAAACCCGAGGCCUCGUCGAGCACGCCCCAAUACACCCCGCGGGAGAAAUUCCUGGGGAAAUCUGCCGUUUUACUGCGAGAUUUCCUGCCAGCGCGGGUGCAGGGCAGCAAUACUGCUGUCCCAGGACCACAUUUUCCCCGGGGGUGCAGGCUUGCAGGCUCAGCUGAAUUUUCUUUACUGGAGGUGCAGGAUACACACAAAAUGGAUUAUAUUCAUUUUCGAACGAUCAUUGAAUUGAAGAGUAACUGA
Messenger RNA from Coprinopsis cinerea okayama7#130, 855 nucleotides. RefSeq lists its product as hypothetical. The transcript is spliced from 4 exons. The record is from RefSeq and is a predicted model, not a curated record. Bases 1 to 855 code for a protein of 284 amino acids. Lineage: Eukaryota; Fungi; Basidiomycota; Agaricomycetes; Agaricales; Psathyrellaceae.